This is a messenger RNA of Stomoxys calcitrans (stable fly), 1907 nucleotides long. RefSeq lists its product as uncharacterized. Bases 211 to 1797 code for a protein of 528 amino acids. NCBI's taxonomy places the organism in Eukaryota, Metazoa, Arthropoda, Insecta, Diptera, Muscidae. The transcript has 4 exons. The record is from RefSeq and is a predicted model, not a curated record.
ACACCGAAGUAUGCGUCAAUAAAAACAGUAGAACAACUUGUAGAUACCACAGAAUUUGUUGGAAACGCAACUAAACAACGUUAUAAAGUGGCAGAGAGAGGUCUUCAUCUCACACACAUCCGUACAUACUACAUACAUAUAAUUUCAUUGGAAAUUAAAUUGCAAUAUACCUUUUGCAACAGCAAAAAAAGUUAUUUUCCAGCAAGCACCAUGUCAAUAUUUGGCCCCGAGUUCGAAAAGAUAUGGCCCAAAGCCGGCGCAGCUCUACAGCUCACCGAGUUCGGUAAGAAGCUAUUGAAACAGUGCGAAAAUAUUAAAAAGCCCGAACAGAAAGAUGUGGAUAUUAAUGAAUUCAAAAGAAAAUCUUCUAAUUUUCCCUUGGAGUUUGGCACCAAUACUUGUCGUGUAAUGAGCCAACCCAAAGACCGCUAUCCCAAUAUACAAAAACAGAUUUCAUCAGCCUAUCCUGUCAUACAUGAAAGGGUUUUACAACUAUAUUUGGAUUUUCUGGAACACAAAUGUCAAUAUGGUCAUGCCAUGGAAAAGAAAGUCUAUGCCACAAUGUCCUUGUAUGGUUUCGUCCAACGUUUAUUGACCAAGCGUUGUAUUGUUUUUGUGGGUCCGUGUGAUGCGUAUAUGUUAAUUACCGGUGUUACUGGCUAUGGAUUAGCCGAUUACCCAAAUAUUGGCACAGAUGCCGAAGUAAAGCCCUUGAUAUUUCAAGAUUGUCUUUCCUAUGAUGAAGUUAAGCUCUCCGCAUUUCUAUCGAUAUCCUCACACACUGAGCUAAUCAACAGCGGAACACGUAAAAAUUACGGCAAAAUGGAGAAAGAUCUAAGCAAAAUUGAACGCGAAGGUGUGGUCAUUGGUUUAAUAGGCGCUCGUUUUCAAAGGCCUUUGGCCAUGGAGUACCAGGACAUUGUAAUAAGUCCACAACAGAAUGUUUCCGAAAGGGGAUAUGGCCAGCAAGAACCAACAAAUAGUUCACUUCUCACAAAGCUGUCAAAUGCUUUAUUUUCUGGCAAAUCUACUGGGCGUAAGGAAGAUCAUGAGUUUCUUUCGUUUGUUGAUCAUCGCAAGUUGUGGGAAAAAUUCUAUGAGGAGCCCAGUUUUUUGUACAAACAAGUAAAAAAGGAUCGAAAACGAUUUGGCGAUGUUGAGAAGAUACAUUCUGCCGAAAUCUUUGACAAUGUGGUUAUGAAAAAACGUUAUACCAUUUCCUUUGAUACACUCUUGCUGGAAGCGCAUGCUAGGGCAUCCAAUUUAAACAAGCAAGCCUAUGUUCAUAUUGUGGGCAUAGGCUUAGGAGUCUGGCGUUAUGCAGAGCAACAAGAAUUAAUUUUCCUGGAAACAUUUGGCCAACGAGUUCGGCAUCUUUUGCCAAACCUCAAUAAUAUUGGUGUCUUGCAUUUCUCAUGGUUCAAUUUGAGUCAAUGGGGUGAUCUAAAACACAAUGGCUUCAUAGAAUCCAAGACACAUCCCAAGGGCGGUAUAAUAACUUUAAUGGAAAAUCGCAAUCCGGCCGAUAAAUUGAAAGAACCUGAAUUUGAAAAUAUGUUAUUGGUGAUUUCUUAUGCCUGGGACGCCAAUGCUUUGCCGGGCAACGAGUUUUGGCAGAAACAUUUGGCCGAUUCCAGCGACUCCUCAAACGCUAGCAGUACUUUGGUUACGGAACUCCACAACCCUUUCAUCAAUACCGAGUGGGUGUGUGGUGAAAAUCUACACAUAGCGAGUGCCGAUCAUGGCAUUAUUCAUAUUAGCGACUACGCAAAGAAAAUAUCGAAUGUCUGCAUUUAAUUUUAAAUAUGGAGGAACACCAUCAAAAAAUUAACCUUUGUAUGUAUGAUAUCUGUAUGUAUAAUUCACUAUCAAAAGUAUUAAUAAAUAUUAACACUGAGCGCACAAGA